This is a messenger RNA of Trematosphaeria pertusa, 1677 nucleotides long. RefSeq lists its product as uncharacterized. Gene Ontology annotation, cellular component: nucleus. The coding region runs from base 1 to 1677 and encodes 558 amino acids. Gene Ontology annotation, biological process: mRNA splicing, via spliceosome. The record is from RefSeq and is a predicted model, not a curated record. NCBI's taxonomy places the organism in Eukaryota, Fungi, Ascomycota, Dothideomycetes, Pleosporales, Trematosphaeriaceae. The transcript has 2 exons.
AUGAACAACCAGCAGUUCCGCCGUCUUGUGCUUGACACGCCAAGGCAGGAGAAUGGCGGGGCGAGCAAAUCGCCUGGCGUGCGGACGCCCGCCGCCGUGCUCGGCGCGCGCAAGCACGCCAGCAUACCCAUGACGCCUCGCCAAGUGGGUCGCAGCGCAAUCCAAGCAGAUUUCGCCCGCCAGCUCGCCGACCGAAAUGCGCGAGCCAAACCACAGAAGACGUUCAGGUCAGCCGCCCCGAAGGGCACCAAGCUCGCCGCCGGAUACACCGACCGCACGAAAGACCGCAUCGACGAAGAAGAGGACGAGAUGGCGCAGCGGAUCAAGAACCUCGAGGAGGCUAUGAAUCUCGGGGAAAUCGAUCGACCCAUGUUCGAGAAGCUGGUACAGGAGAUCACGGGCGGUGAUAUCACUUCCACACAUUUGGUCAAAGGCUUGGAUAGGAAGCUGCUGGAACGCGUGAGGAAGGGCGAGGAUGUUUUUGGCGGGUCGUCGAGGGAGAAAGAGGGGGACGAGCCAGAUGUGGAGGAUGAGUUUGACGAGCUGGCGGAGCAGGAGAUUGGCCCCAUCGAGAGACAGAAAAUGGAGAAGAAGGGCGAGAUGGCCCCGCCGAAACCCGUCACUGGAGUCAAAAGAAGCAGGAAUGAUUUAUUAGCGGAGCUCAAAAGGCAGAGAGAGGAAGCAGCUGCCGCAGCCGCAGCUGAGCACGAGAAGAAGUAUCCAAGUCUAGGAGCUGGUUUCCGGAAAGUCAACGCGCCCGGUACAUCGAGGAUCGAGGUCGAUGUGAAGGGAAGAGAAGUGCUAGUCGUAACUGAUGCAGAUGGCAAGGAGAAGCGCAAGAUUAGGAAACAGAAGGUCGAGGAACCGCCGCCAGAUAUAUGCCACGACCUGGACGAUGAGAACAAGCUCAUCAACGUGCACAAUCUGCCGCCACCGAAACCUACCGAGGAAUCAGAAGAUGAGGACAUCUUCGAAGGUGUAGGGUCGAAUUACAACCCGCUGGCUAACUUGGACGAUGACGACGAAUCGUCCGAGGAAGAGGAAGGCGAAAAGAAGCCCUCAGAAAUUGCGGAACCAGAAGCAGAUGCCGAAGACAGCGAGCAGAGGCAGACGCGGGAGCCUGAAGCAUCAGAAUCUAGAGAGGAAGUCGCUAAUGACCAAGAGUCCACUCGCCGUUCAUCCCAACCUUCUACAGCAACCGAACGUCCACCUAGCAAACGCGACUACUUCAAAAACACCUCUCGCACCUUCGCCCCCAACGACACCACGACACCUGCGGGAUCCUCCACCGCCGACGCCACCGUGCGCGCCGCGCUGCAAAAAGUGCGCACUCUCGAUCCCAAUUCGACCCUCUUCAACGACCCAGACUCGCAAGAAGCGCGCCUCAAAAAGCGCGCUGCCGAACUUGCCGCCCGUGACCGCGAUAUGGAAGACUUGGACAUGGGUUUCGGUGCGUCGCGGUUUGAUGAUGCUGAGGAGAUGGAGAGGGAAGGCGAGAAGGUCAAGUUUUCGGAGUGGAGGGGUCUUGGGGCCGAGGAGGAUGAGGAGGAGGGGCCCGAGGGGAGAGCUGGGAAAAAGAGAAAGAGGGGGCCGAAGAAGAAGAAGGGGGAUAAGAAUAGUGCGAGUGAUGUACUUCAGGCGAUGGCGAGGCAGAAGGAGAAGAAGGCGCUGGGUUGA